Molecule: messenger RNA, 1349 nt
Organism: Chelonus insularis
Lineage: Eukaryota; Metazoa; Arthropoda; Insecta; Hymenoptera; Braconidae
Product: aquaporin AQPAn.G-like
Exons: 6
Coding region: 398-1189 (263 amino acids)
Biological process (GO): transmembrane transport
Cellular component (GO): plasma membrane
Molecular function (GO): channel activity
Source: RefSeq, a predicted model, not a curated record
GCUUGUCGUGAAAACACAGCCCAGUUGUUGCUCAGGAAGCUCUACGUGAGGCUGUUGCUAUUGAUGUCAAAGUCUAAAAGUGAACCGGUAUACUUUUGUUUACAAAUAUAAUUAUUGUCUUAACAACAAUCAAUAUUUUAUAUACUAGUGAUUCUUGCAUACAUUUGCAUGAACAUUGCCAUCAUUAUUCAUCAUAAAUCUUUUCGAUUAAUUUGUGUAAUAAAUCCAUUAAUCAACAGUAUCGUUUAAACAAACUGAAACGGGUUCAAGGACUACACUGCUGAUGAUUAAACAUCACAAUUUGAUUGGAGACAUAUAGAAUAGGCGAAGUCAUUUUAAUUAUCCAGUGAAAUUCAAUAAAAAACUUGAAGUAAUUUAAUAAAUUCUAAUAAAAGAAAUGGCUAAUUUAAAAUCAGUUCUUGGAGCACAUGAACUCACUGAUAAGAAGGCAGGAUUAUGGAGAGCAUUAAUAGCAGAAUUUUUUGGAACAAUGUUGUUAAAUUUCUUUGGAUGUGGAGCUGUUAUUACACAAAAUGUAGUGGCCAUUGCGUUAGCAUUUGGUUUAGCAGUUACUGGAGCUGUGCAAGGAAUUGGACAUGUAUCUGGAGGACAUAUAAAUCCAGCAGUUACUUUUGGUCUGGCUGCAAUUGGAAAAGUAUCAAUCUUGCGAGCUGUUUUAUAUGUACUAGCUCAAAGUGCUGGAGCAAUAGCUGGCUCCGCAAUGAUUCGUGCAUUAUCGCCAGAAGAAAUGGAAGGUUUUAUUGGAGUAGUAUCACUAGCACCUCAUGUUUCACCAGUUCAAGGUCUAGGAGUUGAAUUUUUUUUAGCUCUUAUUUUAGUUCUUGUCGUUUGUGGAGCCUGUGAUGAUGCUAAAAUUGAAAGCAAGGGUAUUGCUCCAUUAAUUAUUGGUCUUACUGUUACUCUCAGCCAUUUAGUUGGAGUACCAAGAACCGGUGCUGGAAUGAAUCCAGCUCGCUCUCUGGGAAGUUCUGUAGUCAUGGGAAACUUUGAAAAUCAUUGGCUCUACUGGGUUGGUCCAAUUCUCGGUGGAAUGGCUGGAGGACUAAUUUAUAUACAUGCUCUAGGACCAGCAAAGGUCCCAGAGCAAAAAACUUAUUCAUCAGUUGCUACAGAAGAAAAGGAGCUUCACAGACUUACCACUACUAGAAAGGAAGCACAUCCUGUUUAAUCUCAUCAGUUAAUACUCAUGGUGAAUCAUUUAUUCAUUACAUUAAAACUUAUUAUGUUCACUAUUUACAACAUUAUAUGUAACCAUUAUUUUAUCUGAUUCAUUGUUAUUGGGUUGAUUUUUAAAUACCUAUUGUAUUUUCUUUAAUUAAUUGACAUUA